CCAACAAAAAACAAUAAAAUACUUAUCAAUUUGUGCUCAAUUGUUUUUGAUUAAUAUAGAAAGGGCAAAAUAAGAUUUACGAUGGCAAAGAAAGUAUUAUUUUCCAGCAAAAGAUAAAGCUUGCGAAGCUGUCAAAGCACAAGAAUGCUAAAGGCUUAAAUAAACAAAUUUUCAAGAAAAAGUAGACGAAAGCAAUUCCAUUUUUAAACCAAAAGAUAAAAAGCUAAACCACUCUCUUCAAGAUCGAUCCUAUUAUAUACAAAUCCAAAGAAGAAGAAGAGAGAAUCGGAUUGGAAAAAAAAAAGAACAAGAAGAGAUGAUCAAAGGAGGAGGAGGAAAAUCUUCUGGUUACUCAGCAGAUUUGAUGGUUUGUUUCCCUUCAAGAACACAUUUGUCUUUACCUUCUAAAUCCAUUUCUAGCCCUUCUCAUUCCUUUAACCGCCGUCAAAAUGCUCCUCACCACCGCCGCAGCAUCAGUAAGCUCUCUGGAAGCGGUGGUGGAGUUCGUCAGAGUCGCGGUGGUGGGAGGGAGGUAGUUGAAGAACCUACGUCGCCAAAAGUCACUUGUGCUGGUCAGAUCAAAGUGCGGUCAAGUAAACGAGAUGGUGGAAGCAAGAAUUGGCAGUCUUUAAUGGCGGAGAUAGAGAAGAUACAUAGAAGCAAGUCAGAGAGUAAGUUCUUUGGGAUUAAGAGAGAUGUUAUGGGCUUCUUGACUUGCCUCCGCGAUUUUGAUUUUCGAUGUUUCGGUGCGUUUCCUCCGGUGGAUAUAAUCUCUGAUGAUGAUGAAGAAGACGAGGAAGAAGAAGAGGAAGAAGAAGAAGAUGAAGAUGAAAGCUCAGGGACAGUUUUCUCUAAAUGGCUUAUGGUUUUACACGAAAAGCAAAACAAUGAAGAGUGCGUCAACGAAAAGGAAAACGCUUUUUCGGAUGUAGAAACUGCGGUUCCGCCGCCAAACGCGUUGUUGUUGAUGCGGUGCAGAUCUGCCCCGGUUAAGAAUUGGUUAGAGGAGAAGAAAGAAGAAACAGAGGAAGGUGAAAACAGAGUAAAACAGAGCGGAGAAGAAGAAGAAGAAGAAGAAGAAGAAGAAGAGAAGGAGAGAGUGAGAAAUAAGAAGGAUCUGAGAUCAUUAAUGGAGGAAGAGAAGAAGAUGAAUUUGGUAGUGAUGAAUUACGACACAAACUAUUACAAACUCUCUACAGAUAUCGCUAAGGAAACUUGGGUUGUCGGUGGAAUUCAAGAUCCUCUGUUUCGUAGUCGAAGCUGGAAGAAGUGAUCUUUGAGUAUGUUUUAAGUAUGUAAAAUUAAUACUUGUGAAUUUUAAGUAUCUUUUUCUUAUAAUAAUACUCUUGUGAAAGUUUGAGACUGUUUUCAUCAAAUGUUUCACUUUACUUCUCUUA
Messenger RNA from Arabidopsis lyrata subsp. lyrata, 1397 nucleotides. RefSeq lists its product as uncharacterized. Lineage: Eukaryota; Viridiplantae; Streptophyta; Magnoliopsida; Brassicales; Brassicaceae. The record is from RefSeq and is a predicted model, not a curated record. Bases 317 to 1273 code for a protein of 318 amino acids. The transcript has a single exon.